This is a messenger RNA of Candidozyma auris, 2409 nucleotides long. Its product is annotated as SPP41 family protein. The transcript has a single exon. Bases 1 to 2409 code for a protein of 802 amino acids. Lineage: Eukaryota; Fungi; Ascomycota; Pichiomycetes; Serinales; Metschnikowiaceae. The record is from RefSeq and is a predicted model, not a curated record.
AUGUCUGAGAACCAAAACACACUGUUACGAGAGCUGGAUCACCAUUCACUAGAUCCAGUCUCUGAACAGCCGGAUCACGCCGAGAAUGGUCCCGAUGACCACGACAAUUUAGCGUUGGAAAGUGCCAUUGGCGAUGCCUUCAAACAGUUUGGGUUCCUCGGCGAGGAACAUGAGCACAAGGAGAGCGACAGGCCGGAAGGUAACAUCGAAAAGGAAUCGCGUCAUGUAGACGAGUUGAAUCUAGAAGAGUCCGUCUCACAGGCGUUCGCAUCGAUUGGACUGAGCACGGAUAACUACAGUAAUCAAGAGAGGGUAGACUCACCAAGUAAGAGCCAUGAUGAGGAGACGAGCGAAAGUAAGGCAGACCAUGAAGUCAAGCAUGAGGACAUGAAUGAGGAGCUCAAUUUAGAAGAUGUCAUUGGUGAUGCUUUUAGAAGUAUAACUGGCAACGGUGCCUCAGAAGAGGGACACCGUGAAGUAAACGAUGAGCAAGCCUCUCAGGAACAAAAUCACUACAUUGAGCAAUUCAAUUCUCAAGGUCAGAAUCAAUCUGAACUGCUACAGCAGGAACAGCAUAGCUUCUCAAACCAGCCAAGUCGGGUGCCCCAACAUCAGGAGGAAGUACAUCAAAAUAAAGAGAUUCCCGAGAAUGCUCCCAAGCAGUCGCCAAAUUUGGCGCGGGUUAAUCAAGCUGCACAUACAGAGCUGAGUCAUCAGCAAAAUGACAGCCAAGAUGGCCACCUAAAGAAUGAAGAAGAAGCCACUGUUGGGGAUGAUGAUGCGAAUCUCGAAGAAGCCAUUGGUGCUGCAUUUCAGUCACUUGUUGAUCAACAAGAAGGUAAGAAAGAGUCUCAACAACAGCCUUCGCCAAGUGAUAUUGGAUCAAGCAACCCAAAAGCUGCUCCCAUCCCCAAUCGUCGAGAAUCUGUAAGUCGUUUGGAAGACAACAUCGAUCUUGCUGGUCUAGUAUCGAAUGUUGUCCAACAAAUUGCCGGUGAAAAUGAGGCUGUUAACGUCGAAAGUGCCAUUCCUAAAGACGUUCUACAGGAGUUGGCCGCCGAAAUUACGCACCAAGUUCACGUCAGCGACGAGAGCCAUCCAAAAGUGGAAAUCCCACUGCUUGACGAGAGUGUUUUGAUGCAUUUUCAGAAGGAGGCCAACAAGGAGGAAGACAAGCAACAAGGCAACCCAAUUUCUAGCGCUCUUGCAAGUGCUGUCAGAACUGCAAUAAAGAAGGUUCCUCAGGGUAAUGUUACCGAAAAGCAGCACGCAAAAGAAGGAGAUCACGAUUUGGAGAACUUGCAAAUGAAUGAAAUUUUUCAAAACGCUUUUGAUAUGGCCAUGCUGAAACCUCAGGAGCUUUUGACGUCGUUCGAAGGUGAACCUGAACUUUCACUUCCGGACGAAGUGAAACGAGCUGCAGCAUCCGCCAAAAGUCAAACAGUUUCAAAUGCUGCCAAAAUAGCUGCUCUCUCUGUCAAGGAUGCUCUCGACAAGAAAUCUAGCGAAGCAAACCAUCGUGGAGCAGAACAGGAAAGGAAAAAGUCUCUUUCAAUCGCCGAGACUUUGGCAUAUCAUAGGUCCGCCAUGAAUGCAAAGAAGCCACCAGUCGAGAAACCACCUACACAGCAAAACAAGCUCACAAGUCUGACACUGAAUCCUCAACUUUCCAAUAUACUCUCCUCGCUAUCACAGCACAUCCAGUCAGGCAGUCAGUCACAAAACCUCAUGCUGCUCAUUCGUCUGAUGACAAAUGCUUUGAUGCACAACAAGGGCACCCACCUAACAAGCUCUUUUGUGCAAGAAACUUUAACCUCUCUUCGUGAAGCUCCUGAUGCACAUAAGUUCUUUAUUGAUAACCUAACAUUUGCCAAGGAAUUUUUAGCGAGCAGUGAAUUUGGUGAUUUCGAUAAGGCAUCACUUAUAAUAGACACCGUUUUGGAAACCCUUUUGUCCAAAGAGAAUCGACCACCUGUUGACAGUUCAGUGGAGGUACCAAAAUCGGAAGCGAGUGACAUGAUGGACCUUUACAACAGUGUUUUGAACACACUUACUUCAUUUGGCACUUUGAGGGGAAGAAAUGGAAUCCUCGGUGUGAAACCAGAUACAGAGUCAGAGGAGUACAAAGAACGGGUCCGGCUCGAUAAUAGAGAACGCAAGAAGAAAUGGAGGGAGGGUAACGCUGAGCGUAACAAGGACAAUGACCUUCGCUCACGUGUGAUCAAAAGAGCCAAUGUUAUGUUUGGAGAGCAAAAUACGGAAGAAAAGAAGGCUUGGAUUGAGGAAGAGUUUCACAACAGGCGUAUGAAGAGAAUUGCGAAGCAGAAGAAAGAGGAGGCAAAAAUUUCGGGAAACAAGACCUUUAAUGAGGAACUUAUGGAAAAGUCAUCUAAAACCCCAAUUCAUUGA